GCGAUGCGUGGUUGCUAGGGGCGCCUGAGACCGCCAGCUCGCCCUGCAGGCCGAGGGAGGAGGAGCGCGGAGCCGGCGCCGAGCCCAGGCGAAGCUGGAUCCCCUAGGUAAGGCCAGCUUAUUUGCUCCUAAGAUAAGUUCCUGCAGGCUGCUGAGUGGAGGGUCAGCUGAUGGUGGAUCCUUUGACCUUAGUCAAAGAGAGCUGACGGACUUCCAGGAUGCAGCUGGUACUACUCGAGGUGUGUGGCAUCUUCCCUGAGCCAGGCCAUGAGGCCAUGUGGCCAUGAUGUGGGCCUCUCGUGGCCUCAGCAUGAACAGGGCGCCACAGUGUCGGCCUCCACCGGGGAAGCAGCCUCCAGCAGCCUGGGCCCUCAGCCGCAGUGCCUGCCCCGCCGCCUGAGGAACCUCCCUGAGGGCGAGGCCCGGCCUCGGGCCCAUCAGCGGGGGAAGCCCGUCUGGAAGCUGGAGAGUCCUGUGGGGACGGCGUCGGCAGGCCUGGCCCCAGCCCUCCUGGAGCUCCACGGCCAGCCUGCCUAUUUCUUCUGCCCCAGUUCUCUAUGCAGCUCUGGCACCGCGGCCGUCCUCGCGGGCCGCAGCAGCUCCUGUUGCCUGCACUCUCUGCCGUACCUGCUCAGCAGCACCCUGCUGUGUCGCCGCUCUGACGCCUGGCACAAACCAUCCCAGCAGCCGGAGUCUUUCUGCUUGCGUUCCAACUCGUCAGAAAAAACACCGUUUCCUCCCCCUCGAAAGAGCGUCCCUGUCAGUUUCACUGCCAGCAAAGCCGCGUCCUCCACGGUCUCGCCCAUGGCCCAGCCCGUGGCGUCCUCGUCUGCGGAUCUGUACCUUUCAGUGGCGUCAGCUGGGGAAAACCCUUCCAGGAAGAGCCUGGCCUGUGCCAUCUCAGGGAAGAUCCCGUCCGCUCUCUCCUCCUUCAAACCCACGCUCAAUAACAAUUCCUUCAUGCGGCCAAACAGCACUAGAGUGCCUUUCGCACAGGCCACAGAGGGCCUGAAGCCAGUAUCCUCCCCUCAGAUCCAGGCUGUCUCCUGGCAUCAUCUGGGGGGUACUGGAGACUGCGUGCCCCGACCUCUUGACCGUCAGGUGCCCAGGGGCUUUGGCAAUGUCCUGGAUGAUGCCACUGCCCAUGUCGCCCCAUCUGCUCCUAGGUCCCUCCACACAUCCUCCACCAGUGUUGCCUGUCCGCAGUAUAACCAGUGUAGCUUAGCCACGGUGGCGGAGCCGCAUGCCUGUGGCCUGGGUGAGAACACUGAGUCCCAGGCUCAGGCUAAAGAGGUUCGGUUCACAGAGGCUGUGAGGAGGCUGACUGCAAAAGGCUACGAGAGGAUGCGGAAGCAGGGCUGCCAGUUGGAACAGUCUUGUUUUGUGAACCCUCGCUUCCAGUGGAGCCUCCUCAACAGGAACAGGCAGUGGAAGCCUGUGGCAGGCCAGCAGCUUCCCCAGGAGGACACUGCGUCGGACAGCAGGGGCCCCCCGAGCACCUCGGACGCCGUGGGGUUGGACAGUACAGUCUUCUGUACCAAACGUAUCAGCAUUCACCUCCUUGCCUCACAUGCCAAUGGGCUCAACGACAGCCCCGCCUGCACAUCUGCAGGCGACCUCCUGCUGCUCGGAGAAGACAAAGCUUUGGCUCCCUCUCCUCCCGCUCAGCCCCUCGGCAUAGCCAGUGUGGCCUCCCGCCUCUCUUCCAUCCGUCUGGGCCAGACUGAGAAGGAGGGGCCCGAGGGUGCCACGGAGCUGGACUUACCUGCCAGGGACAUUGGUUCAGCUAGUGACCUCCAGUCAGAACACUUUGAAACUGAAGAUGUAGAAGAAGAACUAAUGGAUGGUUUGGAAGACUCCUGUAGCCAUGAUGAGAACGAAGAAGAGGAGGGAGACUCAGAGUGCUCCUCAUUAAGUGCUAUCUCCCCUGGCGAGUCCAUGGCAAUGAUCUCUCGGAGCUGCCUGGAGGCUCUGACCAAACCCCUCUCCAAUCAUGAGAAAGUUGUCCGACCGGCCUUCAUCUACAGUCUCUUCCCCAACAGGCCCCCUACCAUCUAUUUUGGCACUCGGGACGAGAGAGUGGAGAAACUUCCCUGGGAGCAGAGGAAGCUGCUCCGAUGGAAGAUGAGCACAGUGACCCCCAACAUUGUCAGGCAGACCAUUGGACGGUCCCAUUUCAAAAUCAGCAAGAGGAAUGACGACUGGUUGGGCUGCUGGGGCCACCACAUGAAGUCUCCUAGCUUCCGAUCUAUACGAGAGCAUCAGAAGCUGAACCACUUCCCAGGGUCAUUCCAGAUUGGGAGGAAGGACCGGCUGUGGCGGAAUCUGUCCCGCAUGCAGAGCCGUUUUGGCAAGAAGGAGUUCAGCUUCUUCCCCCAGUCCUUUAUCCUGCCCCAGGACGCCAAGCUCCUGCGCAAAGCCUGGGAGAGCAGCGGCCGUCAGAAGUGGAUCGUGAAGCCACCAGCAUCCGCUCGUGGCAUUGGCAUCCAGGUGAUUCACAAGUGGAGUCAGCUCCCCAAGCGAAGGCCCCUCCUGGUGCAGAGGUAUCUACACAAGCCCUACCUCAUCAGCGGCAGCAAGUUUGAUCUGCGGAUCUAUGUUUACGUCACUUCCUACUACCCUCUUCGAGUUUACCUCUUUUCAGAUGGACUCGUCCGCUUUGCCAGCUGCAAGUAUUCCCCUUCCAUGAAGAGCCUUAGCAACAAGUUCAUGCACCUGACGAACUACAGUGUCAAUAAAAAGAAUGCUGAGUACCAGGCCAAUGCAGAUGAAACGGCCUGCCAGGGGCACAAAUGGGCACUGAAGGCUUUGUGGAGCUACCUGAGCCAGAAGGGAGUCAACAGUGAUGCCAUCUGGGAGAAGAUAAAGGAUGCUGUUGUCAAAACCAUCAUCUCGUCAGAGCCCUACGUGACCAACCUGCUCAAGAUGUAUGUGCGGUGCCCCUACAGCUGCCAUGAGCUAUUCGGUUUUGACAUCAUGCUGGAUGAAAACCUUAAGCCCUGGGUCCUGGAAGUGAACAUUUCCCCAAGCCUGCACUCCAACUCUCCACUGGACAUCAGCAUCAAAGGCCAGAUGAUCCGUGACCUUCUGAACUUAGCAGGGUUUGUUCUGCCCAACCCGGAGGAUGUUCUUUCUGGCUCCAGCAGCUCCAGCAGCUCCAGCACCAGCCUGUCCAGCUCUCCCAGAGACAAGUGUCGAGUGGCCCCACAGCAUCUCACUGCGCAGAAGAUGAAGGAAGCCUACUUUCUGACGCAGAAAAUCCCAGAUCAGGAGUUCUACGCAUCUGUGCUGGAUGUCCUGACGCCAGAUGAUGUCCGAGUUCUGGUUGAGAUGGAGGAUGAGUUUUCUCGCCGAGGUCAAUUUGAACGAAUCUUUCCUUCUCGAAUCUCCUCUCGCUAUCUCCGCUUUUUUGAGCAGCCACGAUAUUUCAACAUUCUCACCACCCAGUGGGAACAGAAGUACCAUGGCAACAAGCUGAAAGGAGUGGAUCUGCUUCGGAGUUGGUGCUACAAAGGGUUCCACGUAGGAGUCGUCUCUGAUUCUGCCCCAGUGUGGUCUCUCCCAGUGUCACUUCUGACUGUUGCAAAGGAUGAUAGGACACUCAAUGCCUUACGCCAGUUGGAGACCGACAAGCUGGGAAAACACAGCUCCUCCGAGGGAAGCCCAGCAGCCUCUGAAGAUGGGGCCACACCCAAGCCCAGGAACAUCCAAGCUGGCCUUAGCCGGAAACCCAGUUCCUCAAAGCACAGUGAGGACACCAGCAAAGAGCCCAGCCUCCCCGCCCAGGCAUUACCUGUGACCAGCUACCAUGGGUGGACCUCGACACUUUGAUCGUCUGCUUCCCAGGCCACCAGCUGCUGCGAGCCCACACCUGACCUGUGCACGGAACACCAGGGUCAGCUACCUCAGGGGAACCAACCUGCCGAUCAGCCUGAGCCACCACCCCUCCACGUUGCCCCUUAUCAGAGUAUUUUUUUUGAAGUGGUCGCAUUGUAGACACGGGCGUCUGGAGGAGCGGUGGUGAUGGGGCUGGCCCCUCCUGUCUCAGCUGAGAAGCCAGUGGUGGCCGGGCAGCCUUAUAAAGCAGGGUUUGGUUUCUACCUCCAGAGCCAUGUGUGCUUUGUGUUUGGCCUCAGUGCAGUGGUUGAGUGGAGCCCAAGAGGAGAGAAGUUCCUGAACGGGUGUGGGCCGGAAGUCCUUUGUUCUUCAGUCAAGGGGUUUCCUCCGGAGGGCCUCAUUUCCUCAGGCCUCCUCUCCACACCCCUGCACGCAGGAUCCCGACUUCCUCAGUAGGGGGCAGAAGAGUCCAGAACGUGCUGAGCCCAUCUCCUGUCACUGCAGUGUCUGCUCUUUCAGGCACCCACCCAGCCCGUGGCGCUAGGGCUCUGCGUUCUGGCCCCGUCUCGCUACUUGUUCAGCCUGCUAGACUCCCCUCACAGCUGUUACCUCCUCAGCUCCUGGCUUUCUGUGAGCUUUGUGAAUUUCCCCGGCCCCAGUGAAGAAGCCCGGAUAAUCGCAGUUGCCAUUAACUGUGCCCUGCGUCAAAGGACACAGUUCUUGGGGAGGGUGGGAGGAGCCGAGGCUUCCCACUCGGGCUGGCAGCUCGGUGGGCCAUCACUGUUGUAGGCUGGCCUUCCAGACGCCUGCUAAACUCUUGAACUGAAAGGAAUCUACCUCCCUCCCCAAGCCUAAGUAAACAGUGAGUGCUCAAUAAAUGCUGAUGGAGUGAACUGUACAUACAGAAAUCUCAAAGGACUCGAGCGCCUGAGCCAGAAGUUCUCUCUCACCUGGGGGGAGGCACAAGGCUUAGAGUGGGGCAGAAAGGUGGUUUGCACGUGGACCCUGCUUGUCCCUAGCCCAGCACCUCCUAUGGCUGCUGGCCUCCUCGAGUCAGUCCCUACAGUCGGUUUACUUAGUACUGUAGCCGCAGUGCACACUGGGAGCUAACCAGAAACUGGCCCCACAUCUCCCAUGGGCUGGUUUCCCCUUUGUGCAUCAGACAUCCAGGCUGGGCUGCUGCCAUCACGGCCUCCAGUUACCCCAUUUCUUCUGAACUUUGAAAACAUGGAGAUGAACCCCCGACCCCUACCCCGGCGGGCUCCUGAUGUCAGGUGGUGAGUUGGAGUGGAGACCUGGAAAGGUCACUGAGAGUCCUGAUACAGCGUUCAAGGAUAUAGAGUAGGGGAGUGGGCCAGGCAGUCCUAAGGUCAUGUUGACAUUUGUGAAGAAAGUGUGGUGGUGACAAAGUCCAGGGCAGCAUGUGCCGUCCAGUCCUGAGGACUUCAAAGUCGGGCCACGGUGGCAGAGGUCCUUGCCGGUCCCGUCAGAUCUUAGCUGAUAUCGUUGAAGGGAACUCCCUCCUGCCCUUCGUGGAUCAAGCACUGAGUGUCGGCAGCCUUCCUAUGGGGGAGCUCGCUGCCUCUUAGUCCGGUGCUGCCUGCUGGGUGCUGCAUCACUCCCUGGGAACCAACCUCAGAAACCCUGCACAGCUCAGCCAGUCUGACCCAGAUGGGGAGCAGUCCCCCAGGCGGGGACGCAGGGGCACCGGGGGAGGGAGGGCAGGACUUAGGAGACUCCGUGAGUGAUGCAAGUAAAGUGUGUUUUGCAGUUUAAAACCUGUUCCCACGUGUGUUUUUAUUUCUGCUAGGUGUGGUAGUCUGCUGGCUGGAGGAAGGGGGUUGGCUUUUGUAUCAUGUUUACUUUUCCCUUGGAGAGCAAAGCUGCUCUGGCUUAUCGAACAUUCAGCUAAAUAAGGAAUUGCUGAGGAGUAUGGGGGGUUUUUUUGGGAAGUGUAAGUCGAGGUCCAGGGGCCGGUGUUGUGGCACAGCGAGGUAAGCCACUGCUUCUGUGUGGUGCAGGCAUCCCACGUCGGAGUGCUGGGUCAUGUCUCAGCUGCUCCGCUUCCCAGCCAGCUCCCUGCAAGUACGCCUGGGACGGCAGCGGAAGACGGCCCAGAUACCUGGAAGGUAUUCCCAAAUACCCACGUGGAGACCAGCGUGGAGUGCCUGGCCCAGCCCCAGCCACUGUGACCUUUUGGGGAGUGAA
Lepus europaeus (European hare) is the source of this 6045-nucleotide messenger RNA. It is a transcript of the gene TTLL4, whose product is annotated as tubulin tyrosine ligase like 4. Lineage: Eukaryota; Metazoa; Chordata; Mammalia; Lagomorpha; Leporidae. The record is from RefSeq and is a predicted model, not a curated record. Gene Ontology annotation, cellular component: cilium. Gene Ontology annotation, biological process: microtubule cytoskeleton organization; protein polyglutamylation. Gene Ontology annotation, molecular function: tubulin binding; tubulin-glutamic acid ligase activity.